Hordeum vulgare subsp. vulgare (domesticated barley) is the source of this 2130-nucleotide messenger RNA. RefSeq names its product probable L-type lectin-domain containing receptor kinase S.5. Gene Ontology annotation, biological process: protein phosphorylation. The coding region runs from base 1 to 2130 and encodes 709 amino acids. Gene Ontology annotation, molecular function: protein kinase activity; ATP binding; carbohydrate binding. The record is from RefSeq and is a predicted model, not a curated record. Lineage: Eukaryota; Viridiplantae; Streptophyta; Magnoliopsida; Poales; Poaceae. The transcript is spliced from 2 exons. Gene Ontology annotation, cellular component: plasma membrane.
AUGGCCGUGUUGCUGUGCUCUGCCGCUAUGCCUUGCUCCAGGGCGGCAUCGUGCACCUGUGAAGAGAAUAAGAGGGACGACAUCAUCUCCUACAGCUUCCCUUCCUUCCCCCCUAAUAGCGUAGAGAACUUGGCGAUUCUCAGGGACGCAGGUGUGAUAAUGGGAGCUCUCAUGAUCCCUCCCGACAGAAACACACUCGGGAUGAAGGGCAGAGCAGGUUCUGUGCUCCUCCCAUCACCCAUCACGCUCUGGGGCGUCGACUCCAACGGAGUGAAGCACGACGCGUCCUUCAACACCUCCUUCACCAUGAACCUCUACAGAAAGAUGAGGCUAAAACAAGGCGACGGCCUUGCGUUCGCCAUCGUCCCCUCCCUCGACGGCCCUCAGCCGGGCAGCGAGGGUGGUUUCCUCGGUCUCACCAACACCACCUCAAGGUCCACCGCUGGCUCGGGCAGAUUCGUCGCCGUCGAGUUCGACACGUCGAAGAAUGAGUACGAUCCCGAUGACAACCACAUCGGCCUCAACAUCGGCAGCGUCGUCUCCGACUACGUCGUGUCCCUCUCCUCGCUCCCGGUGCCCGACAACAUCACCCUCGCUCCGCUGAUGGAGACGGUGGAUUACACCGUGUGGAUCGACUACAACGGGGUCGGGCACCACAUAUGGGUGUAUGUGGCCGUCAAUGGUCUGCCCAAGCCUUACAAGGCGUACCUUGACGCGCCCCUCACCAUGAGCAGCCACGUCCCCCGGCGAGCAUACAUCGGUUUCACGGCGUCGACGGGGGAAGGCUACGAGCUCCAUAGUAUCCUGAGCUGGAACUUGACAGUCGAAAAGCUUUCGGAUGACCGAGCCGUCCGGCAAUGGAAGGUGGUCCUGCCUGCAGUCCUUGGGUCUGUGGCCGCCACCGCAAUGAUGAUAUCUGUCGCCGCGUUCUACUUUAACCUGAGGUACAAGGCCCUGAAGAUGGAGCUCAAGCUUUCGGCGGCUCUUCGGCGGCUUCCGGGCACGCCCAAGGAGUUCAAGUACGCGACGAUCAGGAAGGCCACCAACAACUACGACGAGGCAAGGAAGCUAGGCAGAGGCGGGUUCGGCGCAGUGUACAGGGGAACGCUCCGUCUCCGGUCAGGGAAGACAUGCCAGGUUGUGGAGGUAGCGGUGAAGAAGUUCACACGUAAUCGAGACCAGUGCUACGACGACUUCCUCGCAGAGGUCGACGUGAUCAACCGCCUGCGCCACCGAAAUAUCGUGCCGCUCGUUGGUUGGUGUUACGAGAAAGGGGAGCUCCUGCUUAUCUACGAAUAUAUGCCCAAUGGCAGCGUGGACCAGCACAUCUUCGAGCAAAACCCUCGGCUCCAGCUACGCAUCCUUGGAUGGAAUACCCGGUACGACAUCAUAAUGGAUAUAGCCGCAGGUCUUCACUACGUGCAUCACGAGCACGAACACAUGGUCCUCCACCGCGACAUCAAAGCGAGCAACAUCAUGCUCGACUCUUCCUUCCAUGCUCGCCUUGGCGACUUCGGCCUUGCUCGCAUUGUCACCUUGAAUAAGAACUCCUACACAGACGUGGGUGUCGCCGGCACCUGGGGCUUCAUCGCGCCAGAGUACUCAAUCUGCCACAAGGCCACUCGCAAGACUGAUGUAUACGCCUUCGGGGUGCUACUCCUAGAAAUCGUCACCGGAGAACGGGCACUUGCCGCCAGCCAUGACGAUGCGACGCUUCAGCCGCUCACCGACUGGGUCUGGUGGGUUCACCAGGAGGGAAGGUUGCUCCAAGCGGUGGACGACAAAGUCAUUUCCACACAAGAGUUCGAUGCCGAUGGCGCCUUUCGCUUGCUACUUCUUGGGCUGGCUUGCAGCAACCCGAACGCAUCUGACCGGCCAAGCAUGGCCGAGGUGGUGCAAGUCCUGGCCGAAUCGGUGCCUCCGCCAGAGGUACCACUUGUGAAACCUACAUUCAUGUGGCCACCCGAGGGCGGGAUCCCCGUGGAAUUUGACGAUAUAACGGCGACGACCAGCCUCGACUCGGAGGACACGUCGAGCAGUGAAGACCUAGGGGCGAGUCUGUCAUCACAGAUCAACAGGCGCAAGGCACAUCCAAAUAAAUCGGGAUCAGCUGAGAAAUAUUAUGGGUAG